AUGUUAGCUAUGUUAGAACAUUUCUGUGAAUGCUAUUUUGAUCUAAGUGGUCUUAUUCUGUGUCCUGUGCUAGGAAGCAUUAUUCUUCUUUUCAUUCCAAAUUCAAGAAUACGACUGAUACGAUUGAUUGGUCUGUGCGCCUCUCUUAUUACUUUUUUGUAUUCCCUUGUUCUUUGGAUACAAUUCGAUCCUUCUACGGCCAAAUUUCAAUUUGUGGAAAGCCUUCGAUGGCUUCCUUAUGAAAACAUCCAUUUUUAUUUGGGUAUAGACGGUAUCUCUUUAUUCUUCGUGAUAUUGACCACAUUUCUGAUCCCUAUUUGCAUUUUAGUGGGUUGGUCUGGUAUGAGAAGUUAUGGGAAAGAGUAUAUUAUAGCAUUUCUAAUUUGUGAAUUUCUAAUGAUCGCCGUGUUCUGCAUGCUGGAUCUUCUACUAUUCUAUGUUUUUUUCGAAAGCGUGCUAAUCCCUAUGUUCAUUAUUAUAGGGGUAUGGGGUUCGAGACAAAGAAAGAUCAAGGCAGCAUAUCAGCUUUUCCUUUAUACUUUACUUGGAUCUGUUUUUAUGCUAUUAGCUAUUCUGUUGAUUCUUUUCCAAACAGGAACCACCGAUUUACAAAUUUUAUUAACCACAGAAUUUAGUGAGCGGCGCCAAAUCUUUCUAUGGAUUGCUUUUUUCGCCUCUUUCGCCGUCAAAGUGCCUAUGGUACCAGUUCAUAUUUGGUUACCCGAAGCUCAUGUAGAGGCACCUACGGCAGGAUCCGUCUUCUUGGCGGGAAUUCUUUUAAAAUUGGGAACCUACGGCUUUUUAAGAUUUUCAAUACCCAUGUUUCCUGAAGCGACACUUUGUUUCACUCCUUUCAUUUAUACUUUAAGCGCGAUUGCUAUAAUAUAUACUUCCUUGACCACUUUAAGACAGAUCGAUCUUAAGAAGAUCAUUGCUUACUCCUCAGUAGCUCAUAUGAAUCUGGUGACUAUUGGUAUGUUUAGUCUGAACAUACAGGGAAUUGGAGGUAGCAUUCUACUUAUGUUAAGUCAUGGACUGGUUUCUUCAGCCCUUUUUCUAUGUGUUGGUGUUCUAUAUGACCGACAUAAGACUCGACUUGUUAGAUAUUACGGAGGUUUAGUGAGCACCAUGCCGAAUUUCUCUACCAUUUUCUUCUUUUUCACUUUGGCCAAUAUGAGUUUACCUGGUACUAGCAGCUUUAUCGGGGAAUUUCUCAUCUUAGUAGGAGCUUUCCAAAGAAAUAGCUUAGUAGCCACAUUAGCAGCGCUUGGGAUGAUUUUAGGCGCGGCGUAUUCCCUUUGGCUAUAUAAUCGUGUGGUUUCUGGUAAUUUAAAACCAGAUUUCCUCCAUAAAUUCUCCGAUCUAAAUGGUAGAGAAGUUUUCAUAUUUAUACCUUUUCUUGUUGGAGUUGUUUGGAUGGGUGUUUACCCCAAAGUGUUCCCGGACUGCAUGCAUACAUCCGUAAGUAACUUAGUGCAACAUGGAAAAUUUCAUUGAGAGGAAUCAGCAAAGAAAAGAAAAAGCGAAUUCCUCUAUUUGAUGUCGAUUCACCCACACUUCCAUUCCUUGUAGAGGAAGGCUAACUGCUUGCUGGCUGGGAGCUGUAUGAGCGGUAACGUCCACGUACGGCUCCGUGAGAAGGGCGGUGGACAGAAAUGGCCUUGUUGUACCUUACUCUCG
This is a messenger RNA of Erigeron canadensis, 1680 nucleotides long. RefSeq names its product NADH-ubiquinone oxidoreductase chain 4. Gene Ontology annotation, biological process: aerobic respiration; electron transport coupled proton transport; ATP synthesis coupled electron transport. Gene Ontology annotation, molecular function: ubiquinone binding; NADH dehydrogenase (ubiquinone) activity. Lineage: Eukaryota; Viridiplantae; Streptophyta; Magnoliopsida; Asterales; Asteraceae. The record is from RefSeq and is a predicted model, not a curated record. The transcript is spliced from 2 exons. Bases 1 to 1497 code for a protein of 498 amino acids.